AUGGGCCGCAUCGUCGUGACUGGCGGCUCCGGCAAGGCGGGCCAAUCGAUCAUCGCCGAACUUCUUGAUGCCGGGCAUACGAUCCUGAACCUGGAUCUCAUGCCGAUGGGCCAUUCCUCCGUAUACACCUUGAAAACUGACCUGGCCGACAGUGGGCAGGUAUUCAACGCGCUUUCAGGCCAAUGGACUCUCACUGAGCCCUUCCCCGAAGGGCUGCCACCACGACCGGAUGCCGUGAUUCAUAUGGCUGGCUAUGCUCGUAACAUGCUGGUGCCCGACAAUGAGACCUUCCGGGCGAACACCCAGGGCACGUACAACAUCAUCGAUGCCGCCUGCAAGCUCGGCAUCCGCAAGAUCAUCAUCGCCAGCAGUGUGACUGUCUACGGGGUGUCCUUUGCGCAGGGUGACGCCAGCUACACCUCGUUCCCGAUCGAGGAGGAUCAGGAUGUGAAUCCAACGGAUACCUACGCGAUUGCCAAGCUCUGCAACGAGCGGGUGGCACGCGGCUUCGCGACCCGCUACGGCGCUGACAUCUACAUCCUGCGCAUUGGGCAUGUCAUUGGACCGGAGGAGUACAACGAGGACAUCUUCUAUAGCUAUGUGCACGAGCCGGAGCUAUGGAAGGUGCACGGCUGGUCAUACACCGAUGCCCGGGAUCUAGGGGGCAUGUGCGAAGCGGGUUUGCAGAAGUCGGGGCUAGGGUUCCAAGUCUUCAAUGCCACCAACGAUACGAUCACCAAUCCUAACCCAACGGAGCAGUUUCUGCGCGCCCAGUUUCCUGGCAUCCCUAUUACCCGGGCGCUUGAGGAGUUCGAGGCGCCGCUGUCAAAUGCAAAAAUCAAGCGGCUGCUCGGCUUCCGGGAGAAACACCCGUGGCGGAAGCAUUUUACCCUGUGGGAAAAGAAGCAGGUGGUGGUGUAG
Molecule: messenger RNA, 921 nt
Organism: Penicillium macrosclerotiorum
Lineage: Eukaryota; Fungi; Ascomycota; Eurotiomycetes; Eurotiales; Aspergillaceae
Product: NAD-dependent epimerase/dehydratase family protein
Exons: 1
Coding region: 1-921 (306 amino acids)
Source: RefSeq, a predicted model, not a curated record